GAGACUGGACAGUCCCGGACAGCCCUGGCCAGCCGGAGCCAGCAGCGCUGGCACCCCGUGCACCGCAGCCUCCGCAGCGCGGCCAUGGGCGAGUGGGGCUUCCUGAGCUCGCUGCUGGACGCCGUGCAGGAGCACUCGCCCAUGGUGGGCCGCUUCUGGCUGGUGGUGAUGCUCCUCUUCCGCAUCCUGGUCCUGGCCACCGUGGGCAGCGACGUCUUCGAGGACGAGCAGGAGGAGUUCGUGUGUAACACGCAGCAGCCGGGCUGCAAGCCCGUGUGCUACGAUGCCGCCUUCCCCAUCUCCCACUACCGCUUCCUCGUCUUCCACGUCGUCGUGCUCUCAGCACCCGCCGCCCUCUUCGUCAUCUUCGCCGUGCACCAGGCGGCCAAGCCGGGGCGCGGGGGGGCUCCCGGCCAGCGCGCCCGCCGCCUGCAGCCCUUCUACGUGGGCAGCGUGGUGGCCCGGAUCGCGGCCGAGCUGGGCUUCCUGCUGGGCCAGGCGCUGCUCUACGGCUUCAGGGUGCAGCCGCUCUUCGUGUGCCGCCGCCGGCCCUGCCCGCACCGCGUUGACUGCUUCGUGUCCCGGCCCACCGAGAAGACCGUCUUCAUCCACUUCUACUUCGUGGUAGGGCUGGUCUCGGCGCUGCUCAGCCUGGCCGAGCUCGCCCACCUCCUGCGCAAGGGACCCCCGGCGCGGCCCGGCUGCUGCCGGCGGCCGCAGGAGCGGGGCGCGGCCCCGGGGGGUGCUGCGGACGGGCCCGGUGCUCCCCACCCGCGGGGAGACCUCACCGUGUGAUCCCCGCCUGCCCCCGCCGCGACGAGGUGCGGAUCUCCCUGCCCCAGAGGGGUCUCGGCCCUCGCCGUGCCAGGGAAGCCGGGCCGGGCUGUGCCCCGGUGCCCCCGGUUCCUGUUGUGGGCGGCGGAUGAGCCUCACCCGGCAGCUGCUGGGGAAAAAAUACGGACAGAAAGAAAAUAAACAGGUCCCAUCCCUGCACGGUGGCAGGAACACCCCUGACCUCCCCCCAGCCCAGCACGGGGGAGCCAGGGCUGCCCCAAACGCUGUGCUGGGAGUGUCACAAAUGCAUCAGGGCUGGCCCCUGGCAUAGAGGGGCACCACUGUGGCCUCAGGAAUGCGAAGGUCAGAACUUUAGGGUGCUGGGGGGACCCCAAAGGAUUCUGUCUCACCCUUCACAAGAGUGGGGGGGGUAGUCCUGGGCUGCCCUCCUGCAAAGAACACCCCCCCCCCCCAAACCAGGACUUGGGGUGCCACAGCCUGACCAUCCCCUCCCCACCCCUGC
Messenger RNA from Prinia subflava (tawny-flanked prinia), 1297 nucleotides. RefSeq names its product gap junction protein delta 3 (gene GJD3). Lineage: Eukaryota; Metazoa; Chordata; Aves; Passeriformes; Cisticolidae. The record is from RefSeq and is a predicted model, not a curated record. Gene Ontology annotation, molecular function: gap junction channel activity involved in AV node cell-bundle of His cell electrical coupling. Gene Ontology annotation, cellular component: connexin complex. The transcript is spliced from 2 exons. Gene Ontology annotation, biological process: cell-cell signaling. Bases 85 to 795 code for a protein of 236 amino acids.